AUGGCUAAAGCAAUAUCAGAAGUAUUUUCUGAAUCUCAACAUAGGCUAUGUGUUUGGCAUAUUUAUCAAAAUGCCGCGACGAAUCUGAGCCAUGUAUUUCAUGCAUCAAGCCAAUUUGCUCAUGAUUUUGGCAACUGUGUGUAUGAUUAUGAAGAUGAAGAUGAAUGGCUAUUGGCAUGGGAAAGUAUGUUGGAUAAAUAUAGUCUCAAAGAGAAUAAAUGGUUGAAAGAGUUAUUUGAAGUAAGAGAAAAAUGGGCAAUGGUUUAUGGACGACACACUUUCACUGCUGACAUGAAAAUUACUCAACGUAGUGAGAGCAUGAAUAGUGUGUUGAAGAAUUACUUAAAGCCAAAGCUUAAUCUUUUGUGUUUCUUGGAGCAUUAUGAGAGGGUUUUGAAUGAUCGGCGAUAUGAAGAGCUAUUUGCAGAUUUCAAGAUGAUGCAAAGCAUGCCUGAUUUGUUAACUAAUGUGGAGACUUUAUGUCAUGGUGCAAAAAUUUAUACUCCAAAAAUUUUCAAAUCAUUUCAGGAAGAGUAUAUGAGGUUGGGUGAUUACAAUAUAUACAAAUUGGCUAAGGAAGGGCUAAAAGCUGAAUACAAAGUAUCUUGUGUCGGAAAAUCUCGAGAACAUGUGGUUAAAUUUGAUGUUCCAACACAAACAAUCACUUAUAGUUGUAUGAAGUUCACUUUUAUUGGAAUUUUAUGUGUCCAUGCAUUGAAAGUGUUGGAUAAGAAAAAUAUAAAAAGGAUUCCAUCUCAAUAUAUCAUGAAACGAUGGACAAGAGAUGCAAGAGCAAGGACUAUCACCAACUAUCAUUGUAUUGCAGCCAGUGACAGUCCUACAGUGUCUGUGGGAAAGCGUUACAGCCAUUUGGGUCAAAAUUUUCGUGAAAUUUCAUCUUUAGCCUCAGAACACGAGAAAUUAUACACAUAUGCAAAUGAGCAUGCUCUUAUGUUGCUUAAUGGCUUAGAGAAGAUGAAGAAAGAAACUUUCUUAAGAGGUACUGAAAGUUCAGUUUGUCAAAAUGAGGAAGGUGAAAUGAUAGCUCCACGAAAUGAUUGUGUGCUGAUAGGGGUUAAAAGAAAAGCCACAGAGCCGGUUUCCAGUGCUUAUAAUUUACAAGAGCAACAAGCUGGAGCUGGACAUGGAGUUGCUCAGCAAACAUUUGAUAAUUUGACUCAACAACUAUUGGUUAGUAUUGUGGAUUUUCUGAGUUAUAGUUUGUCAUUCUCAGCUUUUUAA
This is a messenger RNA of Cornus florida, 1242 nucleotides long. Its product is annotated as protein FAR1-RELATED SEQUENCE 5-like. NCBI's taxonomy places the organism in Eukaryota, Viridiplantae, Streptophyta, Magnoliopsida, Cornales, Cornaceae. Gene Ontology annotation, molecular function: zinc ion binding. The record is from RefSeq and is a predicted model, not a curated record. The coding region runs from base 1 to 1242 and encodes 413 amino acids. Gene Ontology annotation, biological process: regulation of DNA-templated transcription. The transcript is spliced from 3 exons.